Messenger RNA from Doryrhamphus excisus (bluestripe pipefish), 6445 nucleotides. RefSeq names its product CUGBP Elav-like family member 2. Gene Ontology annotation, molecular function: RNA binding. The record is from RefSeq and is a predicted model, not a curated record. Lineage: Eukaryota; Metazoa; Chordata; Actinopteri; Syngnathiformes; Syngnathidae.
AUUUUUGUGUAGCAGCAGGGAGUUUGGAGACUUUUAGCAGACGGAGACCACGCCUCUGCUUUGCUGCAGGCAGCUUCUCUCUCUCUGCGUGCAGUGUGACAGCCCCACCGGUCUGCUCAGUCCGUGCACGGUACACAUACUUGUAUGAGGAGUACGGAGCAAGGCGGACACCGGUGCAAUAUCUGUGUUCACAUGCGUUUUGGAAGUAGGAGACGCCCUCAGUGCCCCCCGACUCUUUGCACCUGUUCUUGCUUGUCUGUUGGAGCUUCUUCCUCCAUGCGAGUGUGUGCGGACGUGCACUUCUCCUCAUUGUUAGACUAGACGCGGCGUGCUGUGCUGUGUAUGUGUGUGUUUUUGUUUUAAAGAAGAGUAUGACUACGGCUUAUAACUUGGAUUUCCUGCCCCUGACUGAUAGCCGGUUAAUGGCGUCAGGCGACACAAUCAACGGCAGCAAGAUGAAUGGGUCAUUGGAACACUUGGAUCAGCCAGACCCAGACUCCAUCAAGAUGUUUGUUGGACAGAUCCCUCGCUCCUGGUCAGAGACAGAACUCAAAGAGCUUUUUGAACCUUUCGGAGCCGUUCACCAGAUCAACAUUCUCCGCGAUCGCACCCAGAACCCCCCUCAGAGCAAAGGAUGCUGUUUUGUAACUUUUUAUACAAGAAAGGCUGCACUGGAUGCCCAGAAUGCCCUACACAACAUAAAGACCUUAAGUGGGAUGCAUCAUCCUAUCCAGAUGAAACCCGCUGACAGUGAGAAAACGAGUGCGGUAGAAGACAGAAAACUCUUCAUCGGUAUGGUUUCAAAGAAAUACGGCGAGAACGAGGUCAGGAUGAUGUUCUCGUCUUUCGGGCAAAUCGAAGAGUGCCGAAUCCUGCGGGGACCGGACGGUCAGAGCAGAGGCUGUGCGUUUGUCACAUUUGCUACCAGGUCAAUGGCACAGAAUGCAAUCAAAACCAUGCAUCACUCUCAGACUAUGGAGGGCUGCUCCUCACCUCUCGUGGUGAAGUUUGCCGACACACAGCGGGAUAAGGAGCAACGUCGCCUGCAGCAGCAACUUGUGCAACAGAUUCAGCAGCUCAACAGCGCCUCCACCUGGGGGAACCUGGCUGGGUUGGGCACCCUCACCCCUCAGUACCUGGCUCUGUUGCAGCAGGCCGCCUCAACAAGCAACCAGAGCAGUUUCAAUAGUAUGCAGAGGCUAGGAGGAGUGAAUCCACUUCAGCUGCAGAACCUGGCCACACUGGCGGCUGCAGCCGCCGCAGCCCAGAGUUCUGCCAGCCCGACCUCCACCAGCGGUCUGACAGCCAGCAGCAGCGCACUGGGAGCUCUGGCCGGUCCAGCAGCCGGUUCCACAGCAGGGUCCAGUGCCGGUGCCGCCAUGAACACGUUGGCAUCUCUGGGCACUCUGCAGGGUCUCACCGGGGCCUCUGUUGGCCUCAAUAACCUUAAUGCGCUCACCAGCAGCGUCGCUGGAAUGGGGGCCAUGAAUGGAGGCCUGGGAGCCUCAAUGGCUAACGGCUCAGCAGCCAGUUCCAUGGAUGCUCUGACCCAGGCCUACUCAGGGAUGCAGCAGUACACGGCCUCGGCCCUGCCCUCCCUCUAUGGCCAAUCUCUCCUGCAGCAGACCAUUGCCGGCAGCCAGAAGGAAGGGCCAGAGGGCGCCAACCUCUUCAUCUAUCACCUGCCCCAGGAGUUUGGGGACCAGGACCUUCUGCAGAUGUUCAUGCCCUUUGGGAACGUCGUGUCUGCCAAAGUGUUCAUCGACAAACAGACCAAUCUGAGCAAGUGCUUUGGGUUCGUCAGCUACGACAAUCCCGUGUCGGCGCAGGCUGCCAUCCAGGCCAUGAACGGCUUCCAGAUUGGAAUGAAGCGGCUGAAGGUUCAGCUGAAGCGUUCCAAGAACGACAGCAAGCCCUACUGAUCCUAGUCACCAUUUCCUCCCCCCCUCCACCCUACUUCCUCCCCAGCUCUAAUGCUAGCAAUGCUAGGGUAAGUUCGGCCAGAGACUCACUCGGAGUGGGGGCAAGGGGGAGGGGGAGAAAGGAGAAGGAGCCUUUUCCUUAAAGAAAAAAAAUGUUUGCAAUGAUCUUUUCACAUCUACUGUAUUUCAUUCCUGCUGUUUUGAUCAUGUCAUAGUUAAAUAUUUUAAUGUAUAAUUAUUUAUGACUAUCACUGGAGUCGCUGGAGGUAGUUGUUUUUUUAUUUUUAUUUUUAUCCAUGCCUUUCUCACUGCCUUCGUCUUAAAUUUUAGACAGGUUGACUAAGGGUCACUUGGGUUUAAAGGGCCAAAGCUACGACAUUAGUGUGCUUUGUCGUAUACGGUCUUGUCUCAUCGCUCGUUCUUAUCGUCUAUCUGAGCCAUGUGAUGCUAGGCUGUCUUUCUUCUGUAUUAACCCCCCCCUUCCCCUUGCAGUCAUUCCAUCCAUCAGGACUCCAGAUGGAUCUUUAGGUGCCAAGUACAUGCAUGUUGGGAGUCCAUUUGUCAAGUCUGCGUGUUGUUUUGUGUGUCAGCAAAGGAGAACAGGGAGGGGGGGUCGAUGUGUAUACAUUACUGUUACUCUAUGUCAGGGGUGUCCAAAAUCUGGCUUUGGAGGUCCAUUUGUGGCCGGCAGCUCAAUUUAUUUUAAUUUAUUGGCAUGCAGCAUUCUAUCUAACAUUAACACAACUUUGAAGUUACCAGGGAGAACUAAGAAUUGUAAUUGCUUUUCAUUGACUAGAACAAAAUUCAGCUAUCUAUUUGACUGAAGUUAGUUUAAAAAUAAAUCAAUUGCAGAUUAAAAAAAAAGAAAUCUAAUGGCCACACAUUUUAAUUACGAAUAAAAAAGAAUUAGUGAUUUUCCAUUACCAAUAUAAUGAAUUAUGAGGAAUGGGAAUUGUUUUUGUCUUUCAAUCUAUUCCACUGCUUGGCAUGCUUUGACCUAGAUUGGAUUGUUUCUAGCUUGUUUUAGUAAAGAUAAGUGGCACCAAUCUGCUAAAAUAGUUUGGACCCCCCUGCUCUAUGUGGUGAUUGUUUUUGUGCCUCAUGGCUUUGAAAGGAUUCUUGUGCCGUGCCCCUAACUUUCUCCUCUCUCUCUCUCUCUCUCUCUCUCUCUCUACUUUUGUCCUCUUUCUCUUUGUGUUUUUGUCCCUAUUUUUUUUAUAGAACAAAUCUCCAUGCCUGUUUGCUCAUCAUUAGCCUAGCAUGUCUUCAUGAUGUUGAAAGCCAAGCCACACUCUUCCUGGCCUCAUCAUCACCACCAUUGUGUCUGUGAUGUCUCUCUAAGCUCGCCCCCCUCCCUCACCCCUUCUUGACCAAUACCUGGCCACCCACUGACCUUUGACCUUAGCUCAACCUGAGUUUUUUUUCUGCAUGUGUGUUCAUUGUUUUUGUUGUUGAAAUGUGACAGUUGGGAGAGAGGUCAAGCGAAUUAAUGUGAAAAUGUACCUACGUUCGAUUUUUGUUUUAAAAACCUGUGGGAUUUCUUAUUUUAACAUUGUUUUUUUUUCUUUUCUUUUCAAUUACCUCUCUCAGUAUGGUUCACUUGAAAUACAGGGAUUGGCACGCAGCUGUGCUCUUUGGUGCCAUUAGCAAUAUGUUUGGUGGCUUCUUUAAGAAAAAAAUGCUUCAAAACCACUUUUGCAACACUUAGUCCCUCUGUUAUUUUUUUGUGGCGUGUGAAGAUGUUUCAUCAAGGCUAUUUAAACCUAGUUUUUCAUUUACUCCUAGUGUAUUUGCUAUUUUUUUUCUUUCUUUUUAAACUACCAAUGGCACAAUAAAAGGUACAUUUGCUCAGUUUGGAGAAAUGACUACCUACAUGAGUCAAACUUUUUUAGAACUGAUUCACAAAUAGACAAUCUGUGGUUUAAAUGCACACUUAGAUUACCUAUAUUUUAUACCAUUGAAUCUAUAGAGGUCUAACUAACAGAACCCAGGCAAAAAUGUUGGGUUUCUUUUGUAGAUUUAUGUUGUAAUGUCAUCUGUGUCUCAUAUGGGGGAGUAGUAGUCUUCAGUAUGUUGCAUUUUUAAAGAGGAAAAAAAUCAGUCAUUUCUACUAAAUUAAAACCACACUUGAAGUAAAAAAAAAUCCUCUACAUUAUAAUUUUAGAAUAAAGCAUGAGAACUUUUUUUUUCUCCCCCCCUGCUCCUGUGUUGAGGAAAAAAAUGGUACGCUUUGUUGAUUUUCUGUGAUUUUUUUUUCAUUAAUUGUAUUCACUGUUGAAUGCUUCAUGUUAUUUACAAUGUUUGUUAAUCAUACAGAUGCCAGACAAUGUUUUUUGUUUUGUUUCAAUGUCAAAGUGCCCAUGUGUCAAAUUUUUUGGGGAGGGAGGGGGGAUUUACACAACUUUCUUUCCUACAACAUUUCACUCUUUCUUUACACACACAUUCUUUGGGAGCCCCUGAAGAAGAGAUCACUAUUUUUUUUUUGUACCAUUUUUUUCUAACCAGUGACAAAGUCCCUCAUGGCGGUGUUGGUUUACAAAUACAUUCCACUUUUCAGCAGCACAAAAGUUUACACUUGCAAAAAAAAAAAAAAAAUUGUGAUUUUUAUAUAUUUUUGUUUGAGAUACCCUGUGGCAAAAACAACCGCCCUUCUGAAAAGAUUGAUUGCACUCAGGGUCUUUUACUUUGUGUGUGUGUGUGGGAGGAGGGGGGACACACAAAUGUACAGCUUUCACUUUUUUGGGGGGGGUUAUCAUUUUUGUCUCACACCCCCAGAACAGAGGUGUUCAAACCGCGCCCUAGAGGAGCCGCUUUAUUAUUAGCCCUCUUCAUAUUCUAAAAAUAACAUUUAUUUUGAAAGAGAUAUUAGAUGUGACACUAAUUUGCUUUGUCAUCUUAUUACACAAAGCGAAUAUCGUUUGUUUAUUAUAUAUUGAGCUACACUGGAUUGGUUUGAGCAUCUUUAAUGCACAUAAUAUAUAAAAAUAUACAUUUGUGGCCCUCAGUGGAAGAGGUUUGCACACCCCUAACAUAAUGAACAAAAACACCACCAAAUUUGAAAGUGCACAAAUAUUGUAUUGUAAGGCACAACAAGCACAAUUGUGGAAGCUUUUGCAAAAAGUCAUGUGUGUAUGUGUUGUAUACCCCCCCUGCCCCCACUUUUUUCCCCCCUUAAAAACGAGCAUGUGCUUUUUACAGUGUGUUUUUUCUAUCUAAAUGCAAUACAGUAAUAAUAAUAAUAAUGAAAGUGCCAUAUAUACACAUCUAGAAAACUGCCUACACAUCCUUAUCAGGCCUUGGUUAGAUUGCUGCACUUAGCCUUUUUUUUUUGUGGUGUCACCUUUAUGCUUCUCUCCUCCCCGCCCCCCCUAAACUCAGCUGUAACAUAGCAACAAUGUAUUGUGACGUCAAGAAUUUGUAGAUUAAAAACUCCCAAUAAACUUUUCCUAUAGAAUUAUUACUUGAAGGUUUAAAACCUGUCUUUAAAGUGUGAGCCCAUGCACUGGAACACUUUGCGACACAAAUGUGUGUGGAUUUAUUUGGAGUUUAAGAACCACUUUGUUCUGUUUGUGUGUGUGUGUAUGUGGUGAAGUGUUACCAGUGUUGAAUUUAAUUUGAAGAAGAAAAAAAAUGGAAUAAAAGAAAGCACAAUGUACAGUCAAGUCCUCUCACUUCAGGGGCUUCCAUCACCAAAUUCCAGCUCCCAACAAUCACCCUUGAUAAAUUCUUCCUCUUUUUUUUUUUUUUAAAUUCUGAAGUGCUUUUUUUUUUUACAGUGUAGUAGCUUUGCAUCUUUAGAUAUUAUCUGAUCAGAUAAGACAUAAGAUAUGAUUUCCUAUAGUCUCUCUUUUUGUGUCUUGAUGAAAGCCAAAGUGGGUGCAUCUCGAUGUGUUGUUCUGUUCAUUUUAGAAGAGGGUGGGAUUUGAAAUAAGGAGAGAAAAGAAAAAAAACAGGCUUCCCCCCUCCCCCGAUUUCUACAACUGGUUGUUCAUAAUGUAUUUUGUACCAGUGACGCUUUUUAUAUUGGACAAAUUAAAAGAAAAGAAAUCUAAAUUGUCUGGCCUCUCAAUGUGGCCUUGCCUUGACCAGGUCUUUGCUUUGGCCUCCUGUUGCUGUCAAGCUAUAUAUUGUUACUAUUAUUUAGUGUAAAAAAAAAAAAAACAAUGCCUGAUUUUGACUUACCCCGACGUGUUCCUCGGUUAGUUAAUUUGUGUCGGGGAGGGGGUUGGGAUCCUCUAAAGUGGUGGUAAGUUUCAUGUUAGUAUUUGUGCCGUCAUCUGGAUUUUUGACGUGUGUGAAUAAUUGUCUUAGUUUAAGAGUUAACUAAUUGUUUAGUUUGAGCCUUGCUUUUUAUUUUGUUUUGUUUUUUAACUGUGUAGAAUUUUCUGUUUUUUUUUCUCCUCCCUCCAUCAUAGCAGAGUGUGUAGACAAAAGACUCUGUUCUUCUUUUGGUCGAUGUUUGUUCAUAUGUGGUGUGUUUCUUUGCCUCUGUCUCCAAAUUAAACCAUUUCCCCUAAUAUGGA